This is a messenger RNA of Fraxinus pennsylvanica, 1353 nucleotides long. The record is from the annotation of a GenBank genome assembly. NCBI's taxonomy places the organism in Eukaryota, Viridiplantae, Streptophyta, Magnoliopsida, Lamiales, Oleaceae.
AUGAGCAACCAGUCUUCAAAGAGGUAUGCAGUUGUGACAGGGGCAAAUAAAGGAAUAGGGUUUGAGCUAUGUAGGCAGUUGGCAUGUAAAGGAGUCAUGGUGGUUUUGACUGCCAGAGAUGAGAAGAGAGGCAAUGAAGCUCUAGAAAAGCUCAAAGGCUUUGGUCUCUCUGAAAAUGUUGUGUUUCAUCAACUUGAUGUAAUGGAUCAAACUAGUAUUGCUUCCCUUGCCCAUUUCAUCAAAAACACUUAUGGGAAGCUUGAUAUUUUGGUGAACAAUGCAGGUAUUUCUGGAAUAAGUGUAGAGGGAGAUGUCUUAGCUUUUAAAGAGAUAAUUGAGGCAGUUGGUGAACCCAAGCAUAUCACAGCAAACGGAAGACUUGUCCAGACAUAUGAAUGGACAGAACAAUGUUUACAAACUAACUAUUAUGAUACACCAGUGAUCGUGAAUGUGUCUUCUCUCAUCGGGCAAUUGAAGUUUCAGUCCAACGAAUGGGCAAAACAAGUGCUAAGCAAUGCAGAAGAACUCACAGAAGAUAAAGUGGAUAAUGUGCUCAACAAGUUUCUUCAAGACUUCAAAGAAAACUCAUUGAAAGUCAAUGGCUGGCCGGAACAUUUAUCUGCAUACAGAUUGUCGAAGUCUGCCAUUAUUGCCUAUACAAGGAUUAUGGCCAAGAAACACCCUAAUUUCUACAUCAACUGCGUGUGUCCUGGAUAUGUGAAAACUGAUAUAAAUGCCAAUACUGGUCCAUUGACUGUUGAAGAAGGUGCAGAUAGUCUGUUGAAGCUGGCACUGCUGGCAGAUUGGGGGGCUGCGCCCCCGUCCGUUUCGCAAUCAACAACAUUCAGAAUAGGCACCUUGGCAGUUGUGAUUGGAAGAACACCAGUUGAGCCAAACUUAAACAAUCAAGUGUUGUCCGACACACCGGUGAUCGUGAAUGUGUCUUCUCUCAUGGGGCAAUUGACGUUUCAGACUAAUGAAUGGGCAAAACAAGUGCUAAGUAAUGCAGAAGAACUCACAGAAGAUAAAGUGGAUAAUGUGCUCAACAAGUUUCUUCAAGACUUCAAAGAAAACUCAUUGAAAGUCAAUGGCUGGCCGGAACAUUUACCUGCAUACAGAUUGUCGAAGUCUGCCAUUAAUGCCUAUACAAGGAUUAUGGCCAAGAAAUACCCUGAUUUCUACAUCAACUGCGUGUGUCCUGGAUAUGUGAAAACUGAUAUAAAUAUCAAUACUGGUCCAUUGACUGUUGAAGAAGGUGCGGAUAGUCUAUUGAAGCUGGCACUGCUGCCGGAUGGGGGGGCCACGCCCCCAUCCGGACUGUUCUUUUUCCGGCAGAAUGUAUCGGCCUUCUGA